This is a messenger RNA of Zerene cesonia (dogface butterfly), 642 nucleotides long. RefSeq names its product sentrin-specific protease 8. Bases 1 to 642 code for a protein of 213 amino acids. The record is from RefSeq and is a predicted model, not a curated record. NCBI's taxonomy places the organism in Eukaryota, Metazoa, Arthropoda, Insecta, Lepidoptera, Pieridae. Gene Ontology annotation, biological process: proteolysis. The transcript has 2 exons. Gene Ontology annotation, molecular function: deNEDDylase activity; cysteine-type peptidase activity.
AUGGCAAAGGCGUACGUGGUAUUGAGUUUUCAUGAAACUUUGUUGCACCAAUCUGAUGUUGAACUUUUGACUGGACCACACUGGCUAAAUGAUACAAUUAUAUCAUUUUACUUUGAAUAUUUAGAGAAGGUAAAGUUCAGUGAUUCAAAUGAUAUACUCUUUGUGUCACCAGAAGUAACUCAAUGUAUAAAAAUGGUAUCAUCAGAAGAAAUAAAGAUAUUUUUGGAACCACUUAAUAUUGAGACAAAGAAAUUUGUGUUCUUUGCUCUGAAUGAUAACAGUUCACCCGAUACAGCUGGGGGAUCCCACUGGAGUUUACUGGUUUAUUCUAAAGUGGAGAAUUGUUUUUUUCAUCUGGACUCAUCUUCAGGAAGCAAUCAUAACGUAGCUUGGGAUUUUGCAAGUCAUUUGAUGACUUAUUUAUCAAGAGCAGAUUUAAUUAAUUUUGUGGACAAGGAGUGUGUGCAACAAAGUAAUGGAUAUGACUGUGGAAUUCAUGUUAUUUGUAAUACUGAGAGAUUAGCGGAAUUUGCUAGAAGUCAUAGAGAAAUUAAUUCCUGUGAUAUGAUGAUGAGAAUAAACCCAAGCGCUAAGAGGAAAGAAAUACUCACAAUAAUACAAAAUCUUGCUAGUUCCCGAUAA